This is a messenger RNA of Strongylocentrotus purpuratus (purple sea urchin), 4556 nucleotides long. RefSeq names its product prolyl 4-hydroxylase subunit alpha-1. Bases 228 to 1925 code for a protein of 565 amino acids. The transcript has 14 exons. Gene Ontology annotation, biological process: peptidyl-proline hydroxylation to 4-hydroxy-L-proline. Gene Ontology annotation, molecular function: iron ion binding; protein binding; procollagen-proline 4-dioxygenase activity. The record is from RefSeq and is a predicted model, not a curated record. Gene Ontology annotation, cellular component: endoplasmic reticulum. NCBI's taxonomy places the organism in Eukaryota, Metazoa, Echinodermata, Echinoidea, Camarodonta, Strongylocentrotidae.
CAUAACUGCCACAGCCACAUGUGCAUCAACUACCCUGGAACUGUGUCUAGCUAGCACUAGCAGUAGACAGGUAGUCUAGUCUGUAUCCAUUGAACAUCUACAAGGGCUCACGUAGGCCCCUUGAGUAGCCUCUUUAGUGUUCAACUUGUUCAACUUGAACUUGGAGUUAGCCUUUUCUUUGCAAUGAAGUGAAAUUGUUCUGGAGAAAACUUUGGAUAAACAGCAUCAUGUGGAAGUUAAUGGUACUGCUGAGUAUAGGUUUAUGCCAGGUCAAAGGUGAAGUAUUUACUGCCCUUGUCGACCUGGAGAAUGUCAUCUACACUGAGGGAAACCUGUUAGGUGCACUAGAUGAGUACAUUCAACAGGAGGAGGAGAGACUAGAGAAAAUCAAAAGCAAAGCUGAGGUCCUGAGGCACAUGAACCGGGAAGCAGUGUCCGACACGGAACAUUACCUGGGUCAUCCUGUGAAUGCUUUCCUCCUGGUCAAACGGUUCCUUUGGGAAUGGGUGGACCUGGAGAACUGGAUCAAGUAUGAUGGACCAAAGACAGCCUAUCUGAGGAAUAGUACCCAGUUCAAGGAGCACACCCCAGGACAGGAUGACUUGAAGGGUGCUACAGCGGCUCUUCUCCGUCUUCAAGAUACCUACAAGCUUCAAACCAAAAAACUCGCUAGUGGAGAGAUUGAAGGCACUAAAACUACAGUCUCCCUCACAGCCCUUGAAUGUUUUGAGCUUGGCAGGGUAGCUUACAACCAAGACGACCAGUACCACGCCCGUCUAUGGAUCACAGAAGCCUACAGACGUUACCAGAAUGAAUCAAAGACGGGCAAGGUUCCUGAUCUUGAUGAACCUCUCCUCCUGGACUAUCUGGCAUUCUCUUCAUUUAAGCAAGGUUUCCUGGAUGAUGCUAUCACGUACACCGACAGACUUCUUUCACUUGACCCCAAACAUGAGAGAGCUAAGAACAACAAGAUCUUCUUCAUGAGUGAACUCGAAGAAAAAGAGAUUAAGGAGAAACCGAGAGGAGAAGAUGCGGAAAUUGAUGAUAAGACAGGAGAGAUAGUCAAAACACAAGAGGAGCUUGAGAAAGAGAAGGCAGAGCAAGCGUACUCCUAUCCAGAGAGGAAGCAGUAUGAGGCGUUAUGCCGUGGGGAUCCAGGUGCUCUCAAAGUUGUUGAUCACAGGUUACUGAAAUGUCAAUACCAGCAUUACAACCAUCCCUUCCUCUACCUCCAGCCAGCCAAGGAAGAGGUCAUCUUUGACGACCCCAGGCUCGUCUUCUAUCGGAACAUCCUCAAUGACAAGGAGAUUGCGUUCGUGAAGCGGCUUGCAUCACCCAGGCUUCAGAGGGCUACGAUUCAGAACGCAAUCACAGGUAACCUUGAGUUUGCCGACUAUCGCAUCAGCAAGAGCGCUUGGGUGAAACAGGAAGAAGACCAGUUGAUUCGUUCUAUCAGGUUUCGGGUCCAGGCCUAUACGGGUCUGGAGCUUGACACGGCAGAAGAUCUACAGGUUGUCAACUAUGGCAUCGGAGGACAUUAUGAACCUCAUUUCGACUUUGCGAGGGUAGCCGAUGCUUACGAGGGAGGUAUAGGUAACAGGAUAGCCACAAUGUUAUUCUAUGCUGAGGAGACCAAUGCAUUUCAGUCGUUAGGAACUGGGAAUAGAAUCGCUACCGCUCUCUUCUAUAUGAGUGAUGUGGAAGCUGGUGGAGCCACAGUUUUCACAAAAGUUGGAGCAAGAGUUCUCCCUACAAAGGGUACAGCAGUGUUUUGGUACAACCUGCGUAAGAGCGGACAGGGUAACUAUGAUACAAGACAUGCAGCAUGCCCAGUACUGUCUGGCUCAAAGUGGGUUGCGAACAUCUGGAUUCAUGAAUUGGGACAGGAAUUCAAACGAAAGUGUGGAUUAAGUGCCAGUGAAUAGUAGAAGGAGAGAAUGGGGAACAUGUUUCGCUGCCAUGGAGAUAGAUACUAGCCAAAAUGCUUGCUUUCAUUUUUUUUUCUAACUUUAGUUUUCUCAUCCUCAUUAUUGAUAAGUCAAGGUCAUAUCUGCCAAUAUUCAUAUGCUUUUAUAGAAAUUUGACAGUGCCCUAAGCUUACGAGGCUUGGGUGUAUUUUUUGUGAAAAAUGUUAAAACUAUGCACUUUAUCAUACAUCCUUCCCUGAAACAGAAGUAGUAUUUUUUGUAUUUUGUCUAGUCAUGUAAUUUAUAUAUGUUUCUUUUUCAAACAUAGUAUUAAACAGAGCUUUGAAAUAAUUGGGUAAAAAAUGUAAGAACUGACAUUUUUUUCAAUGAUUAUGAGUUUGCAUUGCAAAAUUUUUACAAAAACUGAAUCAUGAACAAAAAUUACAUGAUAUACAUACGUUCAAAUAUUUUCUUCCGGUUAACCAGUGAUAUAUUUACUUAACCCUAUCACAAGUCUGUGACUCUUGGUCUUGUUACUGUUUUCUUAUACCCUUCUGCCUCUAAACAGAUGAUUUGAUUUGCUAUCUUACCUGUUAAUUGGACACAUGACUAGAUGUUUUGAAUCUGUAGAAUUAAUAGUAGAUGUUACAUUUAAUUUCACCUGUUUGAAAUGCCCACCCCUACACAAACAUUGUUAUGUGUGUGUAUCAUGUACCAGAUUCAUGAACAUCGAUCUCAUCAGAGAUGCACUUUCAAAAAUUGAAAAGUAUGGAAAGUGGUCCUCCACUAUCUUUUGUUAUGUUAUUUUAAUUGUGAACUGCUAUGCAAGGAAAAUGUCUUCCAGUUUCAACCACUAUGAUAAUGCUACAAAAAUAUUGUUAAACUUGGGAGGGCAUUUGAUAAUAUUGUGUCUAGCUUCCCUAAAUAUAAGGUUGGGGAUGGUCCGCUUAUUAUCUGAAGAUUGGUGCCUACGAGUUUCUUUUGUAAACUGUAGUGGUGGUCUAGAGAGGCAAUGGAUUAUGGUUAAUUUUGUAGUUGCUAUUUACUAAAUGGCAUUAAAGAGAAGAUUGAGUUCUGGGAAGAGAAUAAUUUGUGAGCGUUAUCAUUGUUAUUAUGCAAGUGUGGAAGAACAUCAGAUUAAAAAUGUUCCCUGAAAAGCAUGGUUCUUCAGAUGCCUUAAUAUUUUAAAUAUGGAAUGUAACAGCCCACAAAGCGGGACAGAUUUUUACACCACAUGUCUGUGUAGUCCCAUAUACAUCUUUCUGUGAACAGUGCUUGUAACUUUACCAAGACUGGGCCAAAUUUCUCAUCAUAUUGAUGAUUCCAGAAGCUUGCAGUACACACCAAUACUUAUAUGCUAGAUGAUCAACCUUUUCUGAUCGAUUCCACACUGUUUCUUUCACAAUGCAAUUGCACGACCAGAACUCAACUUUAUCUUUAAAACUAAAAAAAUACUUCAUAAGCUGUUUAUUUUUCUAAAUUUUGCUUCACCAUCUGAUGCAAAAUUAUUAUCAAUGUUACUAGAUUUUAGUACAUACCUCAAAUGUUCAUCGCUACUUUUAUACAUGUAUUUGUGGAACGUUUUAUAUGGGGUGUCUGGUGUUGAAUGGUGAAAUUGCAUUUAGCCAGCCAUGUUCGUUUAAACUGUUUAGUUUACAAGUUUUAGAAUUCCCCUGAAUGGGGCUCUCCCCCCCCCCCUUUUUUUGUUUGUUUACAGCUGAUGAUAAUUUUGUGAAUACCUUCCAGAAUAUGAUUAUGUUGGUUUGAUUGGGAAUAUAGAAAUGAGCCACCGUAUUUCAGAUGAUUAUCUCAUUGCCAGAGUAACAUGUACACAUGUACCUGAUUGCUUGCUGGAAGCAAAUAGCAAUGUAAAUAUGCAACAUGAAUGUGAAGGUGUGAAUUCUAGGCAAAACGUUGAGAUAUGGCAUCAAUUUAGAAGACACUGCCAUGGAUUGAUGAAUACCCGACAGGUGUGCAAAUCGAUGUGAGGAAGAUUUUGUUUUAAUUGGAUGUACAUGUAUAUGGUUAUUUCAGUUCUUAUGAGACAGUGGUGCAAGUGUAGUUCAUACUUCAUCAUCAUUGGAAACUUGUCAUUUAGUAUGCUAUCAAUACCAUUCGACAAAAAGCUAGAAAUUAGUAACACAACCUUCAGAGAUCCUUUGCUUAGUUUACAUAAUUCUUAGUCUAGCUGUCUCUGGGCUUUUUUUAAAUCCAUUCUCCCCUGCAAGUAUAUUCAUUGUCACUACAAAAACCAGCCAGUGUUUAUUCUGUAGUGAAGGGGCCCUAAAUGUUAUAAUUGUGUGAUUAAUAGUACUUGAAAACAGGAUCUAAAUGUAUAAAGAUGGUGCUUUUUGUUGUAAUGACAGCUUUCUGUAUAGCAGUAAUAACAUUACAUAUAUGACCUAUGUGUAUACUGCCAGUUUGUCAUCCUUGUGAAAUUCUUGGAUUAUACCUCAAAUAUCAUUUCCUUCAAUAGUUGGACAAUCAUGUAGACAUUAGGUAAUUGUUCUGGACAAUUAUGCAGAUUGUGACAGAGUGUGUUUUUUUUCUUCAGUUGAAUGUGUUCCCCCAGAUUUUUUUGUGUAAAAAUCACCAAUUAUAUUCGCUACAAAAAAAAGAAAAGAGCUGAUUAAAUGAGUAAAAUAAGAA